Lagopus leucura (white-tailed ptarmigan) is the source of this 792-nucleotide messenger RNA. It is a transcript of the gene CCDC152, whose product is annotated as coiled-coil domain containing 152. The transcript has 8 exons. Bases 19 to 792 code for a protein of 257 amino acids. Lineage: Eukaryota; Metazoa; Chordata; Aves; Galliformes; Phasianidae. The record is from RefSeq and is a predicted model, not a curated record.
AAUAAAUGAAUCACAGCCAUGAAGAAAAUCAAUGUGGUGAAUCUUGAUAAACUUUUGGAUAACUUCUCAGAGAUAGAAAAGAAAAUUUCAGAAAUUAAUGAAGCAAACAAACUAUCAGCUCUUCAGCUGGAAAAAUCGAAUAGGUUGUUAACAUUAAGCCAAUCAAGGGAGGAAUCAGUAAAAGAAGAAUGUACUGCUCUACGGAAUGUGAUAAAGGGUCUUACACAAACUCUUGAAAACCAGUGUAACAUAAAAGAUGAAAAUGACAGACUGAAGGCAAACAUUCAUGUCUUGGAAGAUAAAUUAAGGGCUUCUGAACAGGAAUAUAAAGAGCAGAUUGAGAAACUCACAAUUGAAAUUCAAAACAAAGAGGAAGACCACAAAUUAGAAAUAGCACAGUUGAACUGCAACAUGAGAAAAAAAACUGAAGCAAAAGAGAUGGAGUAUAAGGAACAGAUAGAGAAAAAGGAACUGGAAAUAUUAGAGCUAGCUAGACAGCUGAAAACUCAAGAUGAAGAGAAGCAGAAUGAAAUAAUUAAACUGCAGAUAGAGUUCAACGCUAAAUUGGCAAGAGUUCAGAACAAAACAACAAAAUCAUAUUCAGAUGCUUCUGUUCUGCCACAAAGUAUCUAUCGAAGGGUACGUGCUCCAAUAACUCAUAAUACUCAAAAACUACAGCACCUGCAGGAGGAGAAAAACAAAGAAAUUGAGAUCCUCCGAAACACCAUACGGGACUUAGAGCAACGUCUUAACAAAGGCCAAGAUUUGCACUUGAAACGGAGGCGGUUUUGA